Molecule: messenger RNA, 564 nt
Organism: Plasmodium relictum
Lineage: Eukaryota; Apicomplexa; Aconoidasida; Haemosporida; Plasmodiidae
Product: conserved Plasmodium protein, unknown function
Exons: 1
Coding region: 1-564 (187 amino acids)
Source: RefSeq, a predicted model, not a curated record
AUGAAAAAACAUAAAAGUAAUUUAAAAGUACAAGAUUUAGAAAAAUCAUUAAGAAGAAAAGGAAAAAUUAAAACAAUCUACGAAAAACAUAAUGAUUUAGAAUUUAUUAGCAUAAUUGAUAAAAAAAUAAACUAUAUCUGGAAUUAUAUUAAUAAUAUUGAUGAUAUAGUAAGUGAUAAUGAAUUUUUAGAAGAAGAAUUAAAAGAAAAGAUAGAGAAAAAGAAGAGUGUUAAGCAAAUAGAUGAUUUUGAUGAAAUAUGUUAUUACAAUAAAAAUCUCAGUAAUCAUAUCAAUAUACAAAAAAUAAGGAAAGCUUUAUAUCAUUUUAAUAUUAAAGUAAAUAUAGAAGACAUUAUAAAAAUGUUUUUAUAUUAUACCAACAAUGAUUAUUUUAAAAAAAUAAUGAGAAAUGAUAUAUAUUCGAAUGAUUAUGUUGAAAAAAAGAAGGAGGAAAAAGCAUUUGAUUCAUUAAAUAUAAAUGAUUUAUAUAUAAAUUAUGAAAUGUUUAAAUAUAUUUUUUUACAUAUUGAUUUAAAUAUUGAAAAUAAUGGUCAAAUUUGGUAA